Aspergillus homomorphus CBS 101889 is the source of this 918-nucleotide messenger RNA. RefSeq lists its product as uncharacterized. Gene Ontology annotation, cellular component: membrane. NCBI's taxonomy places the organism in Eukaryota, Fungi, Ascomycota, Eurotiomycetes, Eurotiales, Aspergillaceae. Gene Ontology annotation, molecular function: carbohydrate:proton symporter activity. The transcript is spliced from 8 exons. The record is from RefSeq and is a predicted model, not a curated record. The coding region runs from base 1 to 918 and encodes 305 amino acids. Gene Ontology annotation, biological process: transmembrane transport; carbohydrate transport.
AUGUCGGCCAAGGAAGCCCCUGCAGCGGCAGACAAGGCCGCGUUAACCCGCACUGCGCAGGCUGUGGCUGCUCGCGAAUAUGAGCAACGGGGCUGGCUGGAGAGAAAAUUCGCCAUAGACAAUGUUGAUGUCAAUCUUAUCACAAAAAUUAUGUCAGGUCUCCUCGUGAAUCCUAUCUUUGUAGCUAGGUUCUUCAAGGACUACGGCGGCGCAGACGGAUCGACAUCCGGAGUCGAUCCUUCGAUUACCGGCAUAUCAGUCGCUUGUUUACAGGCGUCAGCAGCGGUGGGUGCCCUCAUCGCCGGACGACUGGGAGACAUUAUCGGGCGCAAGAAGAAUGUUCGCUCCGGGAUUGGCACCUUCAUUGCCGGCCGCACGAUCCAGGGCUUGGGUGUCGGGUUUCUCUCCAUGACGGUGCCCAUCAUUCAGACGGAGAUUGCUGCGCCGCAUCGGCGUGCUGCUACCGUUGUCACCUGGUGGUUAGCGGAUAAAUGGGGUCGGAAGCCGUUGCUGAUACUUGGAGCUCACAAUUUUACCCAACCAGGCAUUGGAAUGGCAGUACUGUCCAGCAUUGUCUGCGCCUUCACCGAAGCCAAUCUGGACAUCCACACCCGCGCUGAUGGCCAGUAUGCGUUUGUGAUGCUCUACAACAUCGUGUACGGCUUCACCAGGGGUCCGAUGCUGUGGCUUCUGCCCGCCGAGAUCUUCCCCUGCGUGGCCGUAACGGCCAACAGUAGCCUGGAGGAGGUCGCGGAGUUGUUUGGCGAUACGGCCUUUACGGAUGCGGAUGGGGAGAAGAUCAGGGGUGUCUCCGAAGGUUGCAUGCCGGGUACAUCAACUAGCAUCAUUGGUCUAGUGGUAGAAUUCAUCGUUGCCAUCGAUGAGGCCCGUGUUCGAUUCACGGAUGAUGCAAUCUGA